UCUAUCUCGGCUUGGCUGCCCGUUCCCGGGCCCGGAGCGUGCUGACCCGGUUUCCACCCGGUUCUCUUCUCGCAGGUCUCCGUCUAGCUGGGGCUGAGCAAGAAUUCGGGGUGACAGCGCGGGGACGGAGACGCCAGGGACCCGUGCAAACGGAGUGGGGAGCGCAGCCCGCCCCACCAUCAUGCCGCGUUCGUUCCUUGUUAAGAGCAAGAAGGCUCACAGUUACCACCAACCGCGCUCCCCGGGACCCGACUAUUCCCUCCAACCGGAGCAUGUCCUGGCGCCAGCCUCCGCGUCCCCCGGCAGCAGCGAGGGCAGCGUCUGCGACCGCAGCUCGGAAUUCGAGGACUUCUGGAGGCCGCCGUCGCCCUCCGUGUCUCCCGCCUCGGAGAAGUCGGUGUGCCCAUCGCUGGACGAAGCUCAGCCCUUCCCCUUGCCCUUCAAGCCCUACUCGUGGAGCGGCCUGGUGGGUUCUGACCUGCGGAAUUUGGUGCAGAGCUACCGGCCGUGCGCGGCCCUGGAGCGCGGCGCAGGCCCCCCUUUCCCCCGGCCCCACCCGCCUCAGGUGUUCUCCACGCCGCACGGGCUCGAGGUGCACGUGCGCAGGUCUCACAGCGGCACGAGGCCCUUUGCGUGUGAGAUAUGCGGCAAGACCUUCGGGCACGCGGUGAGCCUGGAGCAGCACAAAGCCGUGCACUCACAGGAAAGGAGCUUUGACUGUAAGAUCUGUGGCAAGAGCUUUAAGAGGUCAUCGACGUUGUCCACACACCUCCUCAUCCAUUCAGACACCCGGCCCUACCCCUGUCAGUACUGUGGCAAGAGGUUCCAUCAGAAGUCUGACAUGAAAAAACACACCUUCAUCCACACUGGUGAGAAGCCCCACAAGUGCCAGGUGUGCGGCAAGGCCUUCAGCCAGAGCUCCAACCUCAUCACCCACAGCCGCAAGCACACAGGCUUCAAGCCCUUCGGCUGUGACUUGUGUGGGAAGGGCUUCCAGAGGAAGGUGGACCUCAGGCGGCACCGGGAGACGCAGCACGGGCUCAAAUGAGUGCCCUGGCGGGCCACGCGCAAUCACACAACACUAGGGAGGGCGGCCUGCCCACUGGCCAGCAGCCGCUCCUGACUUCUCAGGCCCCCGAGGCUGCAGAUCCCACCUGGGUGAGCCCCCAGAGGGGAUGUUACCUUUUUAAGGUUCAUCCAGGAGUGGGAUCCAAAUGACUCUGGGUGCCUUGGACAUAGGGAACGGCCCCUCGAAACGUGAAGUCUUGUAUCUUGGGACCCUCUGUCCUGCUCCCAAGACAGGAAGGCCCUUCAGGUUUCUUCACUCCUCCUCCUGCCCGACCCCAGAUACUUGUGUGGAAGAGGAGGAAUCACUAUUUACAAGGUGGACACACGUUAAUGCCGUUAUCGUUUUAAAUCCAGAAUGAAGAAGGAGUAUUUUUAUUUUCAUUUUGGGGGGUCCGCUGACCCCUUUCUGUGAGGUGCUGCCUGUAACUCUUGGAGGAAUCAUUUCUCCCACUUGAAGACGGUUUCAGAAACUGAUUUGGGGAAGUAGUUUCAUACUUUUGAAGUGACAAGCCACACUGAACAGCCUGGCCCCAAGAAAGAGUUCAAGAACAGUGGGCUUGGUGAUGAGAAGAGAUUAGAGGCCGGCGAAGGCUUCAUCAGAGGAGGUGAAAGCACAGAGCAGCGCCUUAGGACAAGAUAGCAUCCAUUUACUCAGCAAAUGUUUGUUGGCCACCGGUUACCAUGGUACCAGGCCCUCCGCUGGAUACGGGGGAACCAGAUACUAAGGUCAUGGCCCCGGGCUAACAGUCACACCUCCAGUGGCUGGGUCUGUGCUUUUCCUCCGAAGGAAUUCCGAGAGGACAAAGCAGAAUCGUGAACCUUCCCUUCGGACCCCUUUGGAUUUCAUCAACCACAAACAAAACAUAACUGAACAGAUACUUCAAAGAUGUGUGUGAAUACUCAGUUUUUUACUGUUCACCUGAAUUUUUUUAAAGAUGCCUAAGCUAGCAGGUGUGGGGGAGUGAAGGCUCUGUCUUCGACACUUAGCCCUUCCAUGUGCUCCAUAGAGAGAAAAAAAUGGUAUUUUCCUUUGGCGAGGUUUAUAAAUGUUUUUAGAUCUUCUGGAGUGCAUUAUGUUUGUUCAUACAUAUUUAUUAGAGUGAUGUUUUAAGUUAAUAAAGUA
Messenger RNA from Myotis brandtii (Brandt's bat), 2191 nucleotides. RefSeq names its product growth factor independent 1 transcription repressor (gene GFI1). The coding region runs from base 182 to 1048 and encodes 288 amino acids. Lineage: Eukaryota; Metazoa; Chordata; Mammalia; Chiroptera; Vespertilionidae. The transcript has 6 exons. Gene Ontology annotation, molecular function: RNA polymerase II cis-regulatory region sequence-specific DNA binding; DNA-binding transcription factor activity. Gene Ontology annotation, biological process: regulation of transcription by RNA polymerase II. The record is from RefSeq and is a predicted model, not a curated record.